Messenger RNA from Blepharisma stoltei, 10745 nucleotides. The record is from the annotation of a GenBank genome assembly. Lineage: Eukaryota; Ciliophora; Heterotrichea; Heterotrichida; Blepharismidae.
AUGUUUGAAGCCUUACUUGAAAGAAUUCUUCUCGCAAAACUUGGAAAAUAUAUCGAAGGGCUUGAUAGGGAAAAUUUAAAAAUUGCUGUGUGAAGUGGAGACAUAAUUCUAGAAAAUGUUCAUCUUAAGACCGAAACUUUAUUAAUGCUUCAACUUCCUUUAAUUCUUCACUAUUCUCGUGUAUCUAGACUUGAAAUAAGAAUUCCAUGGCUACAGCUUGGAAGCAGUCCUGUUGAAAUUAAUCUCCAAGGGGUAUUUGCAAUAGUUACCCCUCAACAGAAGAACACAUGAAAUUACAGCGAGGAUGGAGAAAUUUUGCGAAGAAAAGAACAUAUAGCAGCAAAUGAGCUAAGGUGGAAGCAAUUACAAGAACAAAAAACUCUAUCGGCGGAAGAAGAAUUAAAGCAAAAAAGUUAUCUUGAAAAACUUGCUUCAAGAAUAAUUGAUAAUUUAAAAGUCACGAUUGAAGAUAUACAUUUUUGUUUCCUAAAAUAAAUAAAAAAAUUUUUUUUUUAUUUUUUAAAUUUUUUUAAAAAAAAUUUACAUUUUAGGUUUGAACACAAUAUGGACGGAAGACGGUUUUCAAGUGGGCUUACUUUAGAAAAAGUUGAAUGUUACACUACAAAUCAAUAUUGGAAUAAAGAAUAUACUGAUAGACAGCAAGAAGGCAGUGCUGGGAAAUCGAUAUAUAAAUUGCUGAAUAUUGUCGGACUUGGGAUUUAUUGGAAAAAUGAUGACGACAAAAUAUUGAGCCAAUUAAGCUCAGAAAAUGAAAUUAUUGAAGCUUUAAAAAAGAGAACAUAUGAGUGUCAAAUUAAUGAUUAUUUAAUAUUGCCAAGUAAGAUAUAAAUAGUUAACGCCACAACACAAAUUAUCCACAAUGGAGACUUAACACAGCUGGACAAACCAAGAUAUGCAAUUGAUGUAGCUAUGCCUGAAAUCUAUACAAAAUUCCAUCAAAAACAGUUUCAUGACAUUGUAAAAGUCUGUGACUAUUUAGCUGAGUAUAAUAAAUUCAUACUUAAAGCGUAACUUCCAAUUAGAGAAAAUAAAAAGAAAUUCGUCGCACUUAGCCCUAUAGAAAGAACCCCUCGGUCACUUCUUAAAUUUGGAAUUGAAUGUGUAUUAAAAACAGUUAAACAAAGAAAAAAUCGUGCAGUUGAUUUGUUUAAAAUACCUAAAGACCUAAAAGAUUUUUAUGAAUCGAAUUACAAGCUUCUUCAUCUAAAAUUAAAAAAAGAAGGAUCAUUAAGCCCAGAAAAGACUGCUUUAUAUAAUAGAAUUAUUUUUAUUACCCCUUUAGAAGAGCUUCGAAAAUGAACUGACCAAGUUCUUUCUGUAUUAGAUAAAGAAGAAAAAGAAAAAGUAGAAAAUUCGAAGAAAAGAGGAUGGAUGUCUUAUAUAUGAGGCGGGCCAGAAACAACCAAAGAAAAAGAUGAUGAAGCUUAUGAACAGAUUUUUGGUGAAAGCAUACAAGAAUGGCAGCCUUCUGAAGUCUCAAAAAGUUAUGUGUGGCUUGAAUUCGAGUUUCGACUACAAAAAGGCUCCCUUGAGCUUUGUAAAUAUAAAAAAGGAAGUGGGGAAGAAUUAGAAAGCUUAGAAUUCAGACAUGAAAGAUUCCUAUUUAAAAUCGCUUUAAGAACGCCUGGUGGAGAUUUGUGUAUUUCUGCCCAAAGUAUAUCUAUAAUAUCAGUAACUUCUGAAGGCGAAAAAAUUGUUUGCCAAAAAUUGCAAGAAAAUACCUUACCUUUAGCCUUACUUGCAAUCUCGUUAAAGCCUGAAUCUGAAGAUGUCGCUGCAUCUGUAGAAUUUCAGUCACAGCCUUUUGAGGUGAAUUUUAAUCCAGAUGCUUUAUGUAUGUUUUGCUCUUUUUUUAUAGUCCCAAACGUUGCGGAUGCCACCAAAGCAGCUGCAUGAGAUACUUUACAAGAAUUUCAAGACUCAACACAAGAGACUUUGACUGAUUUGCUAUAUGGGGAAACCAAAUACAUUUUAAAAAUCCACGCUUGUGGCCCACGAAUAACGCUUCCGUCUCCAACUGGUCAAGGCAAGUUUAUACUUAAUCUAGGAGAAGCUGAAAUUUAUAAUGAAAUUUCUGAAGCAGAAGGGCUAUAUGAAGAAUUUUAUAUUCACAUUUCCAAUAUAAGUUUUCUGCAUUCGCUGGAUUUUAUUAAUUUUACCCCAGUUGUCCCAUCUUUUGAGAUAAAUACCUCUUUAGAUGUACUGAAAUCAAGAUAUAAAAAACGAAAAUGGGAAAAAAACGAAAGGCAAUUCAUUGAGGUAGCUGAUUUAGUUAUGUCAGGGUCAAUUCCUGUAUUGAGAGUGAUCCUUUCGCCUUCUAUUUAUAAUCAAAUUUUAAGGCUGGGUGAAAUAUUUAAGUUAGAUGACGAGGUAUGGAGUACCAUUAUUUUGGAAAAAAGGAUUAUCAUGAGAAAAGCAGUCACAAUCUCAAAAUUAAAGAAAAAAAAUGCAAGUAUUCAGUCCUGGCACCACUAUUUUGCAGUCCUUUCUGCUGGGUAUAUCUAUUUCUUCAAUAACGAAAAAGAAACACUUGCAGCGAAUUAUUAUUAUAUUAAAGAUUGCAGUGUUGUCGAUAUAUCAGAUCAAAUUGGGAUUCCUAACACCUUGAAAGAAAUUUAUAGAGAAAUUCCUCAAGAUGAUACAGAAUAACUUGAAUUUUUCUAGGAAACGACCAGACUUGAAGGUCUUAUGGCUAUAAUUUAAUUAAUUAAAAAUUAUUUAACUAACACCCUAAAACUAUUAAACAGGUUUGGCGAAUGUGUAAUAGCUUUUGACAAGCCAUCAGAAAUGAAAAAAUGGAUGGAAAAAUUAAAUGACCAAAUCACUGAAUUAAUGACAUAUACAAGUGCAGCAGCAAAAGACCCAACUCCAAAGGCAAAUAAGCUAUGGUGUGUAAUUGAUUUUUCAUACCCCGAAAUUUCACUAAAGCUGAGCAAUGAAGAAGGAGCUGAGCUUGCUGAGUUUGAGCUGAACGAGCUUUCAAUGAAAGGAUUGCUAACUCCCCCCCCCCCCCUCCGUGAGCGAACAAAAAAAUUUUGUUCGCUCACGGAGGGGGGUUAAUUUUUUUUUUUAAAAAAAAAUUUAUAUAUAAAUUUUAUAAAAAAUAUGUUUUUCGAAAUUUAAAAAAAUCCUAAUUUGCAAAAAUUGGGAAGCAAAUAUUAAUUUAAUUUGCAAAAUUUAUGUUUUAAAACGCAAUUUGUUUGAAAUUAAACAGAAUUAGCUCUAGAUUUCAUUAUACUAAUUAUCACUUAUAUAUCAAAAUUUUUUUCCAUUAAAAUUUUUUCUAUUAAAAAAAAUUUUUGUUCACUCACGGAGGGUGGGUUUUUGGUCAAAAAAUGGCGAUUUUUCUAAUGGUUUUGUUCGCUCACGGAGGGGGGGGGGGGGUAAACACUUUUGACUUAGGAGUCCACGCAACUCUUGAGUCUUUAAACAUUAAAGAUCUGCAGCGAAAUAGUCCUUCUAUUCAUUUUAACUAUUUCGUAAGGACUUUAAAUGAAGAUAAAGGCUUAAUGGACUUCAAAUUCCAAUACAUUUCAAGGGCAUCUUUAGAUUAUAAUGAUACAGAUGUGGUUUCUAUGGCAAGUUUUGGGACUUUACAAAUAAAUUGGAAUCCUGACAUUAUAGGAAUCAUCUUAAAUUUUUUUGCUUUUGCAAGGUAUUCAGACCCAUCUUCAGUAGUUAGCGCACUUACACAUCAGCAGACAUUAGGAAAACUUCAGUCAGACCAUGUCCUUUUUAAUUUAAGUUUGAAAAUAGAAAAACUUGAUUUAUAUCUAAAUAAUGUCCAAAAAGAACUGUGUAUUGCACUUGUGUCGAUACAAAAUACAGAUACAGCGAUUUUGAUUAGAAAUGGAGGCUCAGAAUUUUCUGGAUUUUUGGGGAAUCUUCUUGUGGAUGAUUUGACGAAUUAUCCGAAAACAGCGGUAUCAAAUCAUAGGUAUUUAUAUCCUUUCACGCUAUUGUCGGUUAGAGAUAGUUCUCAGUUUCUUUUGAAGUUUAAAAUUUGCAUGUAUUCUGAAGAUAAUCCUGAUAAGCCGCUAGACACGUCGACUAUUGUUAAUAUUGAGAUGAACUCAAUAAAUAUGGUUUAUAUUCAACAGCCAUUCUUGAGGAUCAUUGAUUAUUUUUCAUAUAUACUAUUUUGAAGGAAUAAAUAAUUUGGAAAUUCUAAUGCCUGCUAUAAUAAAAAAGAAGAUUUGAAUAACAAAAAUGCAUUUUUUUAUUAAAAAAGUAUAAAAUAUUAGGGGUUUUUGAUGUAAAUGCGAGAGCAAGAGACAUUAACCAUUGGUCUCCUCUUUACCGCUUAUCUUAUCUUCUAAAUUUAUCCACAAUUCAAUCACUUCAAGAAGAAUCAGGCCUCUUCCAAGAUACAAGAAGUUUCACAUCUAUGACAAUAAACAUUAAAAACCCUCACAUUACCCUUACUCCUCGUCCUGACUACCCUGAUUACCUCAUAGUUGACUUAGGUGACAUUAAUAUUACCAACAAGCAUGGAAUCAGCACAAAUCGAGGAGACGAAGUAUGGCUUGACAUUUAUACGAUUUUUAUGAAAAACGUCAAUAUAAGCAGCAAAACUCAAGAUAUCGCUGAUAAACUUGACUUUCUGCUUACCUUUGAAAGACCAGUUUUGACUAAUUUGCAGCAAUUAAACAGAAGUAUUGAUAAAAGUUUCAUUAUAAGAGGAGAAUCGCAUGAAGUAAAAUUGACUUUUUCUCAAAAUGAUUAUAAAACUAUCCUGAAACUAGUGGAUUUAAAUCUUUCUUAUGAUGACCAAAUGGAAGAGUAUAUUAAUCCUGAAUGUGUUCCACCUCUGAAAAUCGAUAACUUGCCUGACCAUGGAGGUGUUUUUAUUAAUUUAAAUAUUGAUAUUGGACUAUUUGCUCUAUUGUUAAAUCAUAAAGACCAAGAAAUCGCUGAAAUUGUAGGGACAAGGACGAAUAUUAAGAUGAUCAAAUAUAAUGAUUAUUCUAUGGAUAUGGGAUUUACUUGUAAAGGUUUGCUAGGAUUAAUAGAUAAAAUUAAAGUUUCCAGUGAGACGAAUAAUGAGACAAGACUUUCUCAAGAAAUUUUUACAAUCCCUUCACAUUGCCAGAGCAUUCUUGAAGGAAAUCGUCUGUCUCAUGUACUAUUUGGGCCAUUAGAGGAAGAUAAUGAAUUAUCUCCUAUAGAAAGAGAGUCUACUUUCCGGCUUGAUUUAAAAAGCAGCUUUGAUGGCUCUAAAGACAUUAUAAUAGAACUUAUCCAAGUCAGAAUUAAUUUUCAUUAUGCAAUAAUAAUGGAAAUUCAAAAUUUUUUUUAUUAUGGAAUGCCUGACUAUACAGACGAAAAUGAUACCCCAUUUGACUAUAUGCACAAAUACAGGCCUUCCCCAAGCCAAAUUUCAAAAGAAGUGCUCUUACAAUGGCUAGCUCCAAAAUUAAUGAUAAAUGUCUGUAUAAAGAAACCAAUAGUAAUUUUGCCUUGUUUAGACACUAAUAGAGUUUUAGUGGCCCAGACUGAUUUCAACUAUAUGAUGAUGAGAGAAAACGAAGCUAAAGCAAUCUCUGGAGAAGUCCCAUCUGCAAUUAAAAAGUUUGUAGCCCACGAAUUAGAGCUUUACACCUGCAAGCCAGACGAAUUAGUAUCUAAAAAAUCAUUUGAAAAUGUUAAGAAAAGGAGAAUCCAGGAGCCUCUUCAAUUGAUUUUUGCCAGUGUAGAGCAAAGAGUUGAGGAUCGUAUGAAUUAUGAUACUGAUUGACAAAUAGAAAAUUUAACGCUAAUAAUAUCUCAUCAAGAUAUCAAUUUAAUUGCAUCUGUUAUGAAAUUUCAAAACGAAAUGCUGGAAAGAGAAGCAAAACUUAUAAAAGAGCUUGAAAUUGCUCCUAAAAGAAAUACUCAAAAAAUAGAACUCCCGAAAGCCCCUGUCAAUAAGUCAAGAAUGAGAGGAAGAACUGACUGUGAAAGAGAAACUCUUCCAGUAAAUCCUGCUCCUAUAAGUCUCCAAAACUUAAAAAUCUCAAGCAAAACUAACUAUUACUUUGGCGGCAUCAAUGUGCUUAUUAUUAAUGAUGGCUCUGGAGCUUAUUCUCCAGUUAUAGAUUUUACUAUAAGCCAGUUUAAACUAAAGCAAGACCAAAACGGUGACGAAUACAACAUAAAAGCAGAGCUAGACAUCCGUUCCAGUUAUUAUAACCCUUUUAUUGACAUGUGGGAGCCUUUUAUAGAAAUGUUCAUUCUAAAUGUCGAGGUUUUUGACUCUCCAAACUUAAACCCACAAAAGCAAGUUAUGCUGCUUUUUAACCCAUCAUUGCCAUUUAAUAUAAAUUUGACAGAAAUUAUGAUUAAGCACACAUUGAAGAUUUUAAGCUCAUGAAGCACUUCAGAACAAAGGGUAGAAGGAAAAGAGGUGGUUUCUCCUUUGUGUGUUAUUAACAAAACAGGGUGCAAUAUGCAAGCGUGGAAGACUAAUAUUAUGGACACCAGCCCAAAAAUCAUAAUUGAAGUGCCGGCUGGGAAGUCGGUGGAUUAUGAAAUAAACGCAAAUGAUAUGAGGACUAUUGAAAUUUCUCAGGAAUUUUUAACAGUGUCUCUUUUUAAGCCUGAAAUGCCUUUUCCGCCGAUUAAUAAUAUACCUAUCAAUAAAGUUCAAUGUUUAACUGUAGAUGUGGAUUGCUAUGGGCAGCAAUUUCCAAUUAUAUUAGAAAUAGGGCUGAUUGAGACCAGAAAAAUUCUGACAGUGAGAAGUUCGAUUGUAAUUUUAAAUGAGACGACGUUUGACAUUAAGCUGCUUUUCAGCAAAUUUUUAGAAUCUGAAGAAAAAAUCUGCCCUGCUAAGCAAGAAUGCUCAGUCCCUAUUGAUUUUGUUAACCAUUUAUUAGGCUUCAUGCCAGUUGACUCAGAUAUAUUUGAAUGGACAAUGAUAAGACUGCAAGAAUUUUCCAGCCAAAAUCAUGGCCACUCUGCAGAAAUAAAAAUCGGAAAUUCCCACGUCGAGCUGUAUUUAAUUCGAGACCUUGCAAACCCUCAAAAGAAAACCAUUGCUAUUAAGCCGCCCACGAUAAUUAGAAACCACUUACCAUGUGAUCUUUCAAUGAGACUUUAUUAUCAAAAUAAGCAUGAGUAUACAGAAAUUUUUAUUUUAGCAGGACAAACCUAUGAAGAAUAUGCAAUAAGCUCAACCAAAGACCUUCACGCUGCAAUUACAUUUAGAAAUUUUUCUUAUAGCAAUCGCCAGUGCAUUAUUUCUCGUAGAGGCGAUAAGCCAGCUACAACUAUAACAUUUAUAGACAAUAAUGGAGAUGCUAUAACUGUUUUGAUUGAUUAUCGUAAAGAAGGCUCUCAUAUGAUUACUCUUUAUUCAGCUGUUGUGUUAGUCAAUAAUACAUCUUUGCCUGUCACUUUUUAUAGUAAAAAGAAAGGCCAUAGCAAAAUUGUGGCAGGGCAAAAUAAUAUUGAUCCUCUUGUUCCUUGUUUUUUUACUAAAAAAAUAGCUAUUGGUAUGGGAAAAAGCAAGUCAGAGUAUUUUAAAAUUAAUACAAUUGGAGCACAAACUAUGAUUGAAAUUGAAGGAGAGCCAGACGAAGAAGGCUUAAAGACGAAAUAUCAGUUUAUAUAUGAAGUUCAGCUUGUCCAAUCCGUUCCAAAUGAGCUGAUAUUUACCAGAAUGGUUAUUGUAUCCCCCAGAUUUUUGCUUGUUAAUAAUAUGAAACAAGAUUUGAUUAUAAAACAAUUUAAAAGCCCAUCAAAAGACGUAAUAUUGAAACCUGAAAGCAGAGAGCCUUUCCACUGGCCAGACUGCAUGUCUAAUGAACUUAUGAAUAUAAAGGUCUUAGAAGACCACUGGGGCUGGUCUGGAGCUUUCAGCAUUUCAAGUGUUGGAACUUUUACAGUCCAGUGCCGAAAUCUAAAAGACCCUGGUGUCUUUGUGCUCAUAAAGGUCGAAAUAAAGCUCCAAACAAGUACAGCUUAUAUUGUUUUUGAAGAAGAAAAUGAAAGGUUUUGCUCUUAUAGAAUUGAAAAUUUUUCAAAAAAUAUUUCUAUGAUGGUUUAUCAGCAAGGCUGUAAAGACGAAAUGAGGUAUAUUGAUGUAAUGUCUAUGACGCCUUUUGCUUUUAGUAAACCUUUGCUUGACCAUGAACUGGUUGUUGAGUUCUUUAUAGGAUCUCUAGAAGAUUUUCCUGUGCAGACUAAUUGUAAAUAUAGGUUUUCUUUUGACAAAAUAAAUUUGACAUAUAGAGUUCCUAUUCUUAUGACACAAGAAUUAGGCUAUGUUAUAUUUGGCAUCACUAUAAGUGAAUCUGCCACCAAAGUCUUGAGAUUUGCUGAUGUCCCAUUAGGAAAAAUUACUUCUGAAAAUGAAAUGAUUUUGACCCAGUUUAACAUAAACAUCCCUCGGUUUGGAAUUUCUUUUAUCGUUGCUAGUUAUUUGAUUGGAAUUUUGUCCUCGUAUGACAUUUUUGGAUUUUUGGUCUUAAUUUUUCCUCUUGAGCUAAAAAUUAAAUUCUACAAAUUUACCACAAGGAAAAUAUUCUGACCAAAUAGCACAGACCUUCUUUUAUAGAGCACUACCACGACAAAGCAGCCGAAGUUUUAUAUUUUUCUGCUAAUAACAUAACUCUCCUUAUGCAGACCACAAAGCGGCAGUGAAAAGUAGAAAUGCUGAUCGAAACCCUUCAAAUUGACAACCAAUAUAAUCCAAGCGCUAUUUUCCCUGUCCUAAUCUUCCCUAACGAGUACAAUGAAAACCGAAUAGUCCAUUUAUCAAUCUGUGCAUAUAUUGAUGAAAAUCCUAACUGUGACCAUUUCGAGACCUUUGAGCUGCUUAUCCAGCCACUUACUAUUAAUCUUGAAAGCGCAAUUAUAAGGAAACUUAUGGAGUAUAUCGGAAGACUAACCAUGCAGGAAUCCCCUGUUUAUGAGUCACAAAAAAUAUAUGAAGCUUAUUUUAGCCCAACUUGGUCAGUAAAAGAGCCUAUUACACAAGACAAAAGAUUUUAUUUUGCCAAGCUAAAACUGUGCCCUAUAAAAUUAAUUUUGACUUUUGUACCGCUUAAAGAGACUGAAGAAACUGCAAAUGAUGCCUUUGCAACUAUUACAAAAGCAUUGGGGAUGGCAAUUACUGCAAUAGAAUCAGCGCCUAUAAAGCUGUACUCUGUGGAAAUGAAUGAUCUUUUUGGCACUCAAAUGCAGAUUGUGUCAGGGCUGCUUAUGCAUUAUAAAGGACAGCUUGCAAGUGAAAUUUUUUCGUUAAUUGGACAUGCAGAAGUGCUUGGAAAUCCUAUUGGGCUGCUUAAUAAUUUAGGGACAGGGUUUGUGGAUUUCUUUUAUGAGCCAGCUCAAGGACUUAUUAAUGGGCCAAUGAGUGCGGGAAAAGGCUUUAUCAAAGGGGCAGGGUCACUAGUGAAAAAUACUGUUCAGGGGACAUUUGGGACAGUUUCGAAGCUUGCAAGCAGUUUGGCCACUGGGAUUUCUUCAUUAACCCAAAGCAGAGAAUAUUUCUUACUCCCCCCCCAUCCUUGAUCGAACGAUUGACUGUAAAAAUUCCUAAAAAUUGGGGAAAUUAACCCCCCAUCCUUGAUCGAACGAUUUUCAUAUCAUGCAAAUUUUUAUAUAUAUAAAAAAUAUUAGUUAUCAAAUGCUUUGGAAGAUGUGCCUAAUGAAGUUGUUUUCAGAGCUUUAAGACGACAGAAAGCUGCGAAAUCAACCAUUCGAAGUGAUUUAGACAUCAACCUAGGCUUAAAAACUCAAUCAAUAAUCUAAUAAAAUAGAGAUUCUUUAAAAAUUUUAAAAAAAUAUUUAAUUUAAAUUAAAAUUUAUACAGUUUAAAAGGGGUAACUAAUAAAUCAAAUUAUUAAAAUUUGGUAUUUUUAUGAAAUUAUUAAAUACUCUUAACCUUCUUAUUUAAAGUAAAUAAAAAAAUCUAUAUAUAUCUUUUUCAUUUUAUAUAUAAAAUUUUUUUCCCAAAAAAAUUUUUUUUUAACCCCCAUCCUUGAUCGAACGAUGGCGAGUCGUUCGAUCAAGGAUGGGGGGGGGAGUUAGAAAGACAGCGUGAUAAAAUUAAGAAUAAGCCUAGAAACCUUGUUGAUGGUGUUGGGCUUGGAUUUAAAUCAUUUUUCAGAAAUUUAGGAAAAGGGAUUACUGGAGUUGUUUCUGAGCCUUAUAAAGGCUAUAAGAAAAAUAAGGUAAAAGGAAUGAUCAAAGGAGGAGUCAGAGGAUUAACAGGACUUGUAGUUAAACCUGUCGCAGGAAUGCUUGAUGCAGCUAGCAAAACAGCUGAAGGAGUCAAAAAUACCGCAAAUGCUUUUGAAAAAGUCAGUGUCUAUAAUAGAGCAAGAGCUCCAAGACCAUUUUAUGGCAACAGUUUUCUAAUCAAGCCUUAUAAUGAAUAUGACGCUCAAUCAUUAUUUUUUAUCAAUCAGCUACAAAAAGGAAUUUAUUCUAGGGAAAGAUUUAUUGCUCAGUCUGUAAGCAAAGAUAUAAGAGGCCAAAAACUUUUAGCGAUUUUAUUUUUCGGAAUUCUUAUUCUUGCAGAUAUAAGAACCAAAAAAAUACUUUGGGAAGUUAAUACUUCGACAAUUGAGAAUUUAGAAGUCAUUGAAAGAAAAGGACUCGUCUUAUAUACUUUACCAAGUAAACAUAAGAAACAUAAAAAGAAAGUCUCAUUUUUGAUUCCAUUCCCAAACCAAGCAGCUGUAGAUAAAUUGUCAAAGAAAAUUAAGGAUGUGAUGGCACAGAUCAAAUCAUAA